AUGAUCUUUCGGAACGUGGUGUGUAUUUUCGGGGCGCUCUUCGUAGCAUUCGGCGGCGUCCAAGCAUUCCUUCUCCCGUCAGUCCAGUCCUGUUCCGCCUUGAGCAUCUGGCCCCGGGGUGUCGCGCGUCAGAACUUAAAAUGCAACGUCAUACCCGCACAAGAGCAGCAGAGCGAUCAUUCGCAAUCUAAAGUGCAAGGCAAUUUGGCUGAUGUGAUCGCAGACGCCCGCGCCCAGGAGGAAGCGGAAAAAAUCAUGAAGGAACUGGAGGACGGCGCUGUUCGCGAAAUGGGAGAAGCACAGGCAGCGGGUCCUAAAUAUAUGCCGAGCACCGAGCCUGAUGAUCCCAUUAUCAUGUCUUUGCAAAAAGUCUUGGGUGUAGGACGUGUGGAGAAAUGGGAGCUCCUGGAUUCCCGGUGGAACGGGAACGAGGUCUUCAAGUACACGACAGACAAGGGACUCUUUUUCAUCAAACUCAAUCGCGUCGAAGACCCCUCUGUGUUUCUGACUGAGGCGGUGGGCUUGAGUGCCUUGGCCGCGACUAACACGCUCCCCUGUCCCAAGCCUCUCCACCUGGGGAAGCUUCCCAAAGUCGGGGACGUGGGUCCGGGUGCCUUCAUGGUGCUGGAGCAUUUGAAACUCCUGCCUUUUGGAAUCAUGCGUACUGACAUGCAGCAACGCCUAGGAGAGCAAUUGGCCGCCCUUCACCUCGACCAAACCCAUGCCGCCCUCCACCGGGGCAGGUUCGGAUUUUCCGUCUCGAAUUUUCUUGCGUUGACCCCUCUGAACAACACCUGGACCGAUGACUGGCCUUCCUUUCUGGCCCGUCGCCUCGAGUCCCAGGUGGCGGCCUUGUACCAAGAAAAGCAGUACGGUCGUGCUGCACUCAAUGAAACGGACAUGGAGCUGCGCAUAUUGGGCUCUCGCGUCAUCCGGGCGGUGCCCGCCUUGUUGGCAGGGGUCAAGGUGUCCCCAUCUCUUAUUCACGGUGAUCUAUGGAUUGGCAACGCCGGUGCUACGGAGGCUGGUCCCGUGAUCUUCGACCCUGCCUGUUUCUUUGGCCAUCACGAGAUGGAACUGGCGAUGAUGACUUUGUUUGGGGGCUUUCGCGACGAGUUUUGGAACGCGUACCACGCGCGUUUGCCGAAAGAAAAAGGCUUUGAGACCCGUCAGAAACUCUAUCAGUUCUACUACUAUUUGAACCAAUUGAAUCUUUUCGGGGACGCGGGGGUGAAGAGGACGUGCGUGCGCCUGGCCGAGGAGCUGUUAUUGAUUUAG
Molecule: messenger RNA, 1278 nt
Organism: Nannochloropsis gaditana CCMP526
Product: fructosamine 3 kinase
Exons: 1
Coding region: 1-1278 (425 amino acids)
Source: RefSeq, a predicted model, not a curated record